AUGAACAAUCGAUCGCAAACCGUUCGCGUCCACACGGGACCGUUACCAACGUACCGUACUUGUAGUAGUACUUUAGCCGAGAUUGGGUCCAGUUCAGGGGCGGCGCAUGGCUCAUUUCGCCGCAUGCCCACCAUCUCCACCUUCUCCCACAAUCUCCACCCCUGCGCCAUGCCCCACCCCUCUCACUCCUUCGAGUUGUAUCACAAGGAAAUUAUCUAUCCGCCUGUUGGUGUUGGUGUUGUUGUUGUUUUUCUUCUUGUUGUUGUUGCUGUUGUUAUUGUUGUUGCUGCUGUCGUCGUCGUCGGCGUCGCUCGCAUCGUCCGCAUCCCGUCGGCGUCGUUUCAAGAUCGAGAGCCAUAUUCACGAAACGAGGAAUUCAUCAACACGAAGCAACUGCCAUCAUCGCUUCUUGGUCGCACCUUCCGCGGGAGUCACGGCCACCGCACUCCCACCCGCCUCAAUUCUCGACUCCCGCCGUCGCGAUACCAAAUACAAUCCAUCCAGUCAUCUCUAAAUCCAUUAACAUCCGGCGUCCGAGCCGACGGGCGGAUGGAAUCCAUAAUCAACGUCGCUGCUCCGGGCCACAUCGUAGAGCCGCGACAGGAGCCCGAACGAAAAGAUUGUGGAGAGAAUGAGUGUGAGAAGCCCAUUGGCCCGUCGACCUACACGCUACCUAUCGUUCUCGGUAUUGCCGUCCCAGUCAUCGGUGCUGCGGUGACCUUCUUCCUGCUUCACCGCCGACAUGUCCGAAGGCAAAGGCUGGAGGAUGCCAACGACCGACACGCUUCCAUGGACUUUGGUCUAGGAGAUGUGCCACAAUCUGGACGAAAGAAGAGGAAGGGCCCCAACGUUGCUGCCAUGGAUUUUGGAGACGAGAAGUCGGGGGGGAUGAGCCGGAGACAGAUAUCAAUGGAUAUGGGGAUGGAGGUGAAUAGCCCUUACCUUCUCCCGCCGGAACUGCAUAACUCAAGAGAGUCUAUCCACUCGCUGUCGAGAAACGUUCAUGAGCAAGAGGACCCAUACCGGCCCGUGAAGGAUUACUACCCAGGUGACACCAACUCGAUGCGAUCAUUCUCUAAGCAAGGCUCUUCUAUCCACACGAGCUCCAGUGCCGCUCCCUCCAGACUGCAGGAACUUGGUACCUCGGACCUCCUGUCAAAUGCCGGGCAGAUGGGGCGAGGCCCACCCGCGUCUGGCACCUUUCCCCCUCGACAAGCCUCUCUGCCGCGGAGCAAUGCGUCCAAGAGCCCCCCUGAGGUCGCUGACGGCUCCUUCGAUCCGUCUCAGUACCCUGCCGAGCCAGCCCAAGCCUACAUUCCUGCCUCAUCUCACGGUGGGAAGGAAGAAAGACAGAUCGCCCGUGAGCUCCCGCCCGCACCGUUUUCUCCAAGUCAACAAGCCCCGCCUGCCGCUUCAGCUCGCAAGUCGCCUCCAGCACCCAUCAAUACUGACGCCCCCUCUGCCGAGUCUCGACCUCCCCGGAAUGAAUCGAUGCCAAUUGUUCAAGCCCAGCAAGCCUAUGUUGAGGACGCUGGUCAGUUCGGCGAAGGCUUUCAAGUUACUCCUCCGUCUCCUGGCCGUGACAACGGCGAGGCUAUGAGGAGUCAACGCUACUCGAUGGAUGUCCCCCCUGAGCAAUUUGCGCAGGCUGGCCUAGGUGCCCCAGGAUUCGAUCCCAAGCGACUUUCCAUGGGAUUUCGACCGUUGCCUCCAAAUGCUGCAACCGAGUCCGAAGAUCCUGAGACCAGAGCCAACAGAAUCCGCUCCUUCUAUAAAGAGUACUUCGACGAGUCUAAGCCGGCUCCACAAGGGCAGUAUUAUGAGGACUACGAUGAGAACUAUCUUGGUGAAGCCGCCUACUAUGACUCGGAAUCGAACAAUUUCGUCAUGCCCAUGCCUCACAAGCCAUAUGCCGAUCCAAUGACCCGUCGUGCCAUGACCCCUCCUCCUCGUGGACCACCACGAUUCCAAGGCCAAGGCCAACCUCGAGGACGCCAAGGCUCGAUGGGAGCAAUGAGCACGGCGAGUGGUGGUCGUGGACCUCCUCCCGGGGCAAGAGCCUACUCGUCAGCAUCUGGACGCAUGGGCCCUCCUGCUGGCCCAAAGCGACCGCUUCCCCCACCAGCCGACCUGACUACCUUGCCCACUCCUUCAAAGCUGAGAGACGACUCGUUCACCCUCAACCCUCUUGACUUUGCGCCCCCUAAGACGUACCGAGAUCGUGUCGCUGGCCGCUCUGAGAGCCCACUUGGCGAGAGACGUCCAUACUCGCCGAUGGUGCCGGUAUACACGCCAUCUGCCAGUGCCUUUGAGGAGCUUGCACCAAUGCCCAGCCCACACAUGCUCAGAAAAUCUGGCACAUUCACCUCGUUAGACUUCGCAGCCCCCCGAAAGUUCCUCGAUCCCGAGAAUAUGAGCGAUGCCGGCAGUAUCCGAAGCAACCGCAGUGGAAUCUCUGCCAGACAGCAAAGCGCGAUCCGUAACGGAGCCUACCGCAUCAGCAAAAUUCCAGCUGACGUGGUCUUCACUAAAGAUGAUCUAGCAGCAACACUCAAGCCUCAAUGGGGUCUCAGACAAUCAUGA
This is a messenger RNA of Drepanopeziza brunnea f. sp. 'multigermtubi' MB_m1, 2583 nucleotides long. RefSeq lists its product as uncharacterized. NCBI's taxonomy places the organism in Eukaryota, Fungi, Ascomycota, Leotiomycetes, Helotiales, Drepanopezizaceae. The record is from RefSeq and is a predicted model, not a curated record.